AAAGCCCCAAAGCGAGAGCACGAGAGCAGGCAGGAGGGGGAUUUCCAGCUCGAGCCCCCACUUCCCGAAGCAGCCGUUGUUUUGCUUUCGGUCUGAAUACAGAAACAGAGAAAAACGACGGCCAUUCUUUCCAUUUUUCUACUUUAAACCACCGAUAAGUGAAGUUGUAUAAUUGGAGCUGCGCGUGUUGUUGUGACAGCAGGACUGCGAGGCUGCAGGCCGUCCAGACUGAACAGGAGACGAUGCCCGCAGAGAGAAUGAGGAUGCGGCCGUGGCUGGAGGAACAGAUCGACUCCUGCCAGAUACCGGGACUCGCAUGGGUCAACAAAGAAAAGCGGAUAUUCCAGAUCCCGUGGAUGCAUGCAGCGCGUCACGGCUGGGACCUGGAGAAAGACGCUCCGCUCUUCAUGAGAUGGGCCAUACACACCGGUAAAUAUCAGAUCGGCAUAGACCGCCCUGACCCGAAGACGUGGAAGGCGAACUUCCGCUGCGCCAUGAACAGUCUGCCGGACAUCGAGGAGGUGAAGGACAAAAGCAUCAAGAAGGGAACCAACGCAUUCAGAGUGUACAAGAUGCUCUCCUUCUCCGAGAGGAUGAUGAAGAAAGUGGAAAAGAAGAAGACCGACAAGGAGGGGAAGCCAAAAAGGAGUAAAGAGCAGACAGGUUCUCCGUCUCCAUCGAGGUCUGAUCCUGAUUAUCACAGCGGCCCUAUCGACUACACCAAACAGGAUGUGAUCAAGCAGGAAGCACUAGAGUUCACAGUGACGGACAGCGUCUCAGCACUACAGUGGUUUCAGCCUUUCCUAACAUGCUCAGUGACAGGAGACCAUGUGAUCACCAGCGAGCAGCUACCGGUCGUCUGUCAGACCAUCGAGGUGACCACUGAGCACGAGGAGCAGACCGUAAGCUCCUCCCACUCGUACCCGCUGCAAAUCUCUCCUGUAUCCUCAUGCUGCGGCAGCGAGACGGACAGUGACACAGAGGGGCUCAGUGUAGUCUGGAGGCAGGACUACAACACAUCAGUUCUCAGGGUUCCCUCAUGUUCUCUCCCCGGCAUGGCCACCUUCGUCACCGCGACCAAGCCCAACUUCAGGGUCACCAGCACGCGAGACCCCACCCCCCUCAUCAGCUACCACACCGGGGAAGUGGACGACUGGACGGCAGCGUACGGCCAGAACUCUGAGUCGGCAGCGACCGGCCUCACACACGAGAUGCGCGCCAGUGUCAUAAUGAAAACCUCGGACGUGAACAGCUCCUGACCUCUGACCCCAGAUGAGGGAGCAUCAUCACAGCUUCCAGGGCAUAGGAAUGACACCGAGUAGGAAAAGCAGCGCCGAGCCAAAACGGGACGAGGUUCAAAACCUUUGAUUCUUUUGUAGCUUCUCUGGGCGAUGAAUUCUCAUUUUAAGAGGAGGAACUGCUGACUGGUGCUAACAAAGUACCCACAAAAUUACCAUUUGUAUAAUAAUUACUCACAGUGGUAAUUAAAUUAGAAUUAACAACACCAAAACUACACUGGUUUACACUCUCACACAUCUGGUGCGGAUUAAUUCAUCUCUCAUUUAUCCCGUUGAAUGCUCACUACAAAAACCUCCAUUCUCUGUAAAACCUUCUUGUUUUACACUUGCACAGAAAGUCUCACACUUUCGCGCUUCGUGAGCCCAAAGUGUCCUUAGUCCACAUAAUGUCAAAUGGAAGAAAUUAGUAACUAUUAGUAAUUAUCCAAUGAAAGAAAAUGAACUUAAAGUUGUGAGAAAGCCAUAAUGUUUUUAAUUGCACAACCUAGUAGAUGAGUACGUUUUUAUCAGUGUUUCCUUACUUAAGGUUUAAAACCUUCACCUCAUAUUCAUCUACUCUGCUAUGAUUUUUAGCCGUACACAUUUUCAACUCAAACUGAUGCGUCUCAAUUGGGACACUUCCCUUGAUGCACUGCCAUGUCCUACACUAUGAACACUUAAGCAGUGUGUGAAUUUAGACCAGAGUUGUCUCACAAAUCACACACCGCUGCGCUAGCAUACAUACAUACAAAUUAGCGGCAGCUUAUUUUCCAAACUAAUAUAUUCGUAUGUUUAUUAAAGCCUUUAAAAAAAACGGUCACUUUUUAUUGUUAGUGCUGUGUUUACCGCGGCAACAACAAUCGCUGCUGGUUUGCGUAGCUUCCGAUACGUUGCCGAGAUGGCGAUCGUUGAGUGUGACCCCUAGAUUCCACCGGGACCGUCUGCGUCGCGUUGCGGUUUUGGUCCGGCCUCCUCCGGCGUCAUACCCUACCAGGCGCGUUUCAGAAGCAUUUCAGAAGCGAAGCGUCUUGCCUGCCGACUCGCAGUUUUUGUU
Molecule: messenger RNA, 2331 nt
Organism: Trematomus bernacchii (emerald rockcod)
Lineage: Eukaryota; Metazoa; Chordata; Actinopteri; Perciformes; Nototheniidae
Gene: irf2
Product: interferon regulatory factor 2
Exons: 9
Coding region: 243-1259 (338 amino acids)
Biological process (GO): regulation of transcription by RNA polymerase II; immune system process
Cellular component (GO): nucleus
Molecular function (GO): RNA polymerase II cis-regulatory region sequence-specific DNA binding; DNA-binding transcription factor activity, RNA polymerase II-specific
Source: RefSeq, a predicted model, not a curated record